GAUUAGGAGUUAUUACUAGAUCAAAAAAACGAUGCAAGUACCCAAUUGUGGCUCUCCAAGACUCCAAUCACAAAUCUGAACUUCUGAAGCUCGUCGCGAGCACAGCUCCUUCCUUCCGCAACAUAACCAGACAGCACAGAGAGAAGAUAAAAGGUCUUGAAUUGGUGUUAAUCUUGUGUCGUUUUGAGUUGUUUCAGUAUCAAUGGCCCAAGCCGAACUGACUACAGAGCAGGUUCUUAAGAGGGAUAUCCCAUGGGAGACUUACAUGGCGACAAAGCUGAUCUCAGGAACUGACCUUCAGCUGUUGAGGCGCUAUGAUAAUCGAUCUGAAAGUUACAGGGCACAGUUGUUAGAUGAUGAUGGCCCAGCUUAUGUUCGGGUAUUUGUUAACAUCUUACGGGAUAUAUUUAAGGAAGAAACAGUUGAAUAUGUUCUGGCUUUAGUUGACGAAAUGCUAACAGCUAAUCCAAAAAGAGCUAGACUAUUCCAUGAUAGGUCUCUUGCAAAUGAGGAUACUUAUGAACCUUUCUUAAGAUUGCUUUGGAAAGGUAACUGGUAUGUACAAGAAAAGAGCUGCAAGAUUCUUGCUCUGAUAGUAAGUGCUAGGCCUAAAACUCAUGAUGGCAUUACUGCAAAUGGACAAGCCUCAAAUUCAAAGAGUAAAGUCACUUUCAUUGAUGAUGUGUUAAAAGGAUUGGUUGAAUGGCUUUGUGCUCAGCUGAAGAAGCCUUCACAUCCGAGUCGGGGUGUUCCAACUGCUAUUAGUUGCUUAGCAACAUUACUCAAGGAACCUGUAGUGAGGGCCUCAUUUGUUCAAGCAGAUGGAGUGAAGCUGUUGAUUCCUUUAAUUUCUCCUGCAUCUACCCAGCAAUCUAUCCAGCUUCUCUAUGAAACAUGUCUCUGUGUCUGGCUAUUAUCUUACUAUGAACCAGCAAUUGAAUACUUGGCUACUUCUAGAUCCUUGCCGCGACUAAUAGAGGUUGUAAAGAGUUCCACUAAAGAAAAGGUUGUCAGGGUGAUUGUCUUGACCUUUAGGAACUUGCUUUCCAAAGGUACAUUUGGUGCACAGAUGGUAGACCUUGGUCUACCACAAAUUGUUCAAAGUUUGAAAGCUCAAGCAUGGAGUGAUGAGGACUUGUUGGAGGCGCUGAACCAACUGGAAGAUGGCCUGAAGGAUAACAUUAAGAAACUGAGUUCUUUCGACAAGUAUAAGCAAGAAGUCCUCCUUGGGCAUCUUGACUGGUCCCCUAUGCACAAAGAUCCUGUAUUCUGGCGUGAAAAUAUUAACAAUUUUGAAGAGAAUGAUUUCCAGAUUCUGAGGGUCCUUAUUACAAUUUUGGACACAUCUAAUGACCCAAGAGCUUUAGCUGUUGCUUGCUUUGAUCUCUCCCAAUUUAUUCAGCACCACCCUGCUGGGCGGAUUAUAGUGACAGACCUCAAGGCCAAAGAACGGGUAAUGAAACUGAUGAACCAUGAAAAUGCUGAAGUUACCAAAAAUGCCCUCCUCUGCAUUCAAAGGCUUUUCCUAGGGGCAAAAUAUGCCAGCUUUUUGCAGGCAUGAUUCAACGGUGCAGUGCGCAAUAAUAGUGUAAUGGUUUUACACCAUCUGCUGUGGUACUGCUUAAAAUGAAGGGACCCUGAAGUCAGCUUCUUAGUUUGUUAUAAUUGAUAAGAUCUCUUCUUUACCAGAUUUUCAGUUAUAUGCAAACUUAAAUAAUAGGUCUGUUUUACCCGAAUGCGGAUUAUCAUUUACAGUUUCUGAGGUAUUUAUUUAUUUAUUAUUUUCCUUUUCGGGUGUAUAUACAAUUGGAUAGUUCCUUGGUGCAAUAAUGCCAUCAUGAGAAUGUUUGGAGUUAAA
Messenger RNA from Manihot esculenta (cassava), 1858 nucleotides. RefSeq names its product V-type proton ATPase subunit H. The transcript is spliced from 12 exons. Gene Ontology annotation, molecular function: heme binding; proton-transporting ATPase activity, rotational mechanism; protein binding. NCBI's taxonomy places the organism in Eukaryota, Viridiplantae, Streptophyta, Magnoliopsida, Malpighiales, Euphorbiaceae. Gene Ontology annotation, biological process: proton transmembrane transport. Gene Ontology annotation, cellular component: vacuolar proton-transporting V-type ATPase, V1 domain. Bases 203 to 1561 code for a protein of 452 amino acids. The record is from RefSeq and is a predicted model, not a curated record.